Symbiodinium sp. CCMP2456 is the source of this 2505-nucleotide messenger RNA. Lineage: Eukaryota; Dinophyceae; Suessiales; Symbiodiniaceae. The record is from the annotation of a GenBank genome assembly.
AUGGCGAAGUCGAAUAAGCAGAAGGUCCAACUUGGCGGGGCAGACAUCCCGGUGCCGGUGAACGAUGUGGCUGGUGACAGCGAUGACCUCAUGAGUCCUACGAAAAAGAGGGCGUCCGAAGCGGCUCAGAGUUCGGGGAAGCGAGAACGGGGCACCUCCCAAACCCUCUCCCUCGACUAUAACAGCCUCAGGGACUUACUUCGCGAACAGAGCGCGGAACUUUUGGGGAAGCAGAAGCACCAGCUGGACGAGGCCAUCGGCGAGCUCGAGACACGUACUUUUUCCAGGGUAGAUGCCAUUCAAAAUCAGGUUGUCGGGCUGGAGGAGAAGCACGAGUCCUUUGAGGCCAAGCUCGGGGAGCUGGAAAAGGGGCUCAAGCACAUCGAGGAGAUGGUCAAGGGUGGUCAUGGGGGCUCGGCGUCCGGAGGAUCCUUCGUCUCCGAGGACAAGCGGCAAUCCACACUUGUCGUGGGAGGCUGGCCCAAGGACUCCCGCCGGAAAGCUAUCCUGGCUGACCUCAAGGAGGCCUUGGAGGCGUUGCAACUCACGAAGUACCAAGACGAGCCAGCCUUCUGCACGGGACCCCGAAGGAGUGUGGCGCUGGUUCCCAUGGGAAAGAGACAGAGCGAGACACCUCAGGGGCACAGAGACCGCAUGUUCAAGUUCGUCCAAGCCUUUGCGGCGGCGGAGGUUAUGACCAGGGAUGGUGUGAGGCUCUGGUGCAGCUUCUCGAAGACGCCAGAGCAGAGACAGAUCUCGUCACAUGCAGGGCUUAUUAAGAGGGUGCUGGCGCGCUUCCUUGACGACGUCUCCGACUUGGUGGACAUCGAGUGGAAGACAGGUACAGAUGUUCGCAAGACCGAAGUCUUCGAUGACACACCGAGGAAGCACUGGAUAAAUGUGGGGUUGAUCUCUGUGCUUACCAAGCAGACGGCGCAGGCAGUACGUGUCAGGAACUUGCGGAAGAAGGCAAGGAAGACGUGGGAAACAAGUCGAGUGGAGAGAGCGGCACAAGGGGAUUGGCAUGCCUUUCGAGCGACCAAGCACUCUGCCGACACUGGCUGGGCUGAGGGUUACGCUGCAGCGCAGAAAGAAGACCCGCAUCAAACAAUUCAUGACCACCUCACGGAAGUGUAUCGGGGCAGGCCACCAAGACCCUGCGCUGCCCUCCAGGAGGAAGUGCAGGCUUUCACCAUCGAAGAGCUGGAGGUGGCACUGGGGCAAAUGCAAGGGGGAAAGGCAGUGGGUUGUGAUGGUACCUCAAAGGAACUCUUGGUGGGCCUCGCAGGGAUCGAGGGCGGGAAACAACACCUAGCCGAGUUCUUCACUAAGGCUUUUGAUUCCCUCGACAGGGAGCAGGUGCUUACAAAACUCAUUGACAGACUUGGAGACACGGCUGAAACACGGUGCUGGAGACAACUACUGCAGGAGAAUGUGGGUUUUCUUCAAACUCCGUGGGGCUCCUCCCACGUUCGCAUGCAGCAGGGCAUCCGCCAGGGCGCCAUCGAGUCCCCUAUUCUCUUUGCACUCGCUGCUGAGCUUUGUCUUGCUGAAACAGCCAGGCGAUUCAGGUGGGACAACAACAAGCAACUGUUCGAAGGGUUCACGAUGCACGAGAUGUUGUUUAUGGACGACUCUUUGCUCUGGGGACAAGGGACACAGGAGUUGGAAACCAGGAUUAAGCAACUUAUGGUUGUGCUAUCGGAAUACGGCCUUAAGCUGAAUGGGAGCAAAUGCCAGCUCUUGACAUCCCCGCACUGGGGUGGUGCAAAGUUCAUACAUGUGGGUGGGGUCAAGGUGGAGGCGGUGCACACCAUGGAGAUCAUGGGAUUGCCAAUGAGGGUCGGAAUGAGCAUGUGUGAACUUAUAGGCCCACUGUUGAGCCGGGCCAAAAGCAAAUUUUGGGCAGCGAAGCACGUCCUUAGGUCACAUGCGCCCGUCAAGGGACGGUUACAGUUGAUGGAACGCCUCGUGGGUGGUGCAGUGCAGUGGUGUCUUGCAGCGUUUCCACCGGACCGGAGUGACAUUGGCCUUUUGAACUCCACCCAGCAACUGAUCUCAGUUUGGGCUAUGAAAUUGGGCAAACGGGACUCGGAAAACUGGGAAGGGUUCCGGAAACGAAGCCACAGAGCAGCACGUGCGGCGCUUCAUCAUGCUAACCUUGAAAGAUGGGGAACUUCGUGGAUACGCAAAUGGUGGCGUUAUUCUGGGCACAGAGCAAGAGGGUUGUUGAGAGAUGCGCCGCCGAUUCGUGCCCACAUAGAUUCCUUUCGCACGUUGUCGUGGUGGACCGGGGAAAAGAGGAAGAAAGAUGGUUUACAGCAUACUCACCAUUAUCCGAAACUCAUGAACAUGGAAAGGGCUAUGGAUGCUGCAGCAGGCGAGGAGUGGCGAGUUGUUGCGCAAGACAGGGUUGAGUGGAGACGGAGAGAACAGACCUUUGUCGACAACUUGGACCUCCCGUGGAGCAGUAGCAGACAGACACAGCUCCUUGAUUGGCAGUGA